UACAAUGCACGCCUAUGUGGAGGACGAAGGUCUGUAGCUUGUGCCGCUAAUUUUCGAUAAUAGUUCGUGUAAAAUGCCGUGUUUUUGACGCUUUUCUACAAAGAAUGAAGGACAUACAAGUCGGAUAAGAAGCGGUUUUUGUUGAACAUCGAUAAGUAAGAGUGAACAGUCUAUUGGAAGGAUGGAGACUCUGAUUCCCACCAUCAACCGGCUGCAGGAAGUCUUUCUCACUGUGGGCGCAGAGAUCGUACAACUACCUCAGAUAGUCGUGGUUGGAUCUCAGAGCAGUGGAAAGAGCUCUGUGCUGGAGAGCCUGGUUGGACGGGAUUUCUUGCCUCGGGGAUCAGGAAUAGUCACAAGACGACCCCUGGUGUUGCAGCUGGUUAAUGUUGCCCCACCGCAGGAGAGGCUGAAAACUGAGAAUGGAAAUGGGGUAAAACAAAAUGCCCAAAACAGCUACCCAGGCGUCAAAGCUGAAGAAUGGGGAACAUUCCUGCACUGCAAGAACCAGAUCUUCGCAGAUUUUCAGGAAAUUCGUCAGGAAAUUGAAGCAGAGACUGAACGCAGCUCAGGGGACAAUAAGGGAAUUAGUCCUGAGCCAAUAUAUUUGAAGAUUUUCUCCCCCAAAGUCCUUAAUCUCACACUAGUUGACUUACCCGGAAUUACUAAGGUUCCUGUUGGAGACCAGCCAGAGGACAUUGAGGCUCAAGUGCAAGAGAUGAUCUUGUCCUUCAUCUCCAAUCCAAACUCCCUCAUCCUUGCAGUGUCCCCUGCCAACUCUGACUUGGCCACCUCUGAUGCACUGAAAUUGGCUCGUGAAGUUGAUCCAGAUGGUCGUCGAACACUACUGGUGAUCAGUAAGCUGGACCUGAUGGAUGCAGGGACUGAUGCACUGGAGGUCCUUCUGGGUCGAGUCAUUCCAGUCAGGCUCGGGAUUAUCGGGGUGGUUAACAGGAGCCAACAUGACAUCAAUACCCAAAAGAGCCUGGAGGACUCGAUGAGGGAUGAACAGGCCUUCCUGCAGCGCCACUACCCCUCUCUUGUGUCCCGCGCUGGCUCACGCUAUCUGGCCAAAACUCUCAGCAGACUGCUCAUGCACCACAUCCGAGACUGCCUGCCAGACCUCAAAACCCGAGUGACUGUUCUGAGUUCUCAGUACCAGGCACGGCUCAACAGCUACGGUCAGCCUGUAGAGGACCACAGCGCCACUCUGCUGCAGAUUGUCACCAAGUUUGCCAGUGAUUAUUGCAACACCAUCGAGGGCACAGCCAGGCACAUACAGACAUCAGAGCUCUGUGGAGGUGCUCGGAUCUGUUACAUAUUCCAUGAGACCUUUGGCCGCACUUUGCAGUCCAUCGAUCCCCUGGGAGGACUGACUGAUCUCGAUAUCCUCACUGCCAUCCGCAAUGCUACAGGUCCACGGCCAGCACUAUUUGUGCCCGAGGUAUCCUUUGAGCUGCUGGUGAAGCGGCAAAUUAAGCGCCUAGAGGAGCCCAGUAUGCGCUGUGUGGAGCUCGUUCACGAGGAGCUGCAGAGGAUCAUCCAGCACUGCUCCUCCUUCAGCACUCAGGAGCUUCUACGAUUUCCCAAACUGCACGAUUCGAUUGUGGAAGUAGUGACUGGAUUGUUGAGGAAGCGCUUGCCGAUUACUAAUGAAAUGGUACACAAUUUAGUAGCAAUAGAGCUUGCUUACAUCAACACAAAACAUCCAGACUUCACAGAUGCAGCGCAGGUCUCAGCAUCUGUCAACAGUCAGCAGGCAGAAGCCCUUGAUGGAGGAAAACGCUGGAAGAAUGAGAAGGUUGCGGAAGAAAAAGCCCCAGCCACAGGCUUUGGCAGCCCCAGCAAGGGCCAGGCCAUUAACCUCCUUGACACAGCGGUACCUGUAUCCCGCAAGCUGAGUGCAAGGGAGCAGAGGGACUGUGAGGUCAUCCAGCGUCUCAUCAAGUGCUACUUCCUCAUUGUCCGCAAAAGCAUCCAAGACAGUGUGCCCAAGACAGUGAUGCAUUUUCUGGUGAACUAUGUGAAAGAGCAUCUGCAGAGCGAGCUGGUCGGUCAGCUUUACAAACAGCCUCUGCUGCAGGAGUUGCUCAUUGAGUCACAGGACACGGCACAGCAGCGGACUGAGGUUGCUCAGAUGCUUGAGGCGCUGAAAAAAGCCAAUAACAUCAUCUCUGAGAUCCGAGAGACCCAUCUGUGGUAGCCAGAGGAAAGUUCUCUUGUCAAAGGACAGUUUGAGAGAAUGAGUGUAUGUGAGUUUACAGCAGACAAUGUGUGUGUGAGUGUCUGUGUGUUGAUGUGCGACAGUAUCACUGUUUUCUCAUGGACCAAUGACCAUAGCACAUUUAGUUCUACUUUUACCCGUCAGCUGUUCCCCUGAACAGCACACUGGGGCUGUUGCUUUUCACUGUGAACAAUGACAGAAAGACUAAUUAAAAACUCAGGCCAAAAGUGUUACUGCAAAGUUGGAAUGUGAAAGACACAGCCACGAACAAAAUCUUUUGUGAAAAAAGUCUUUGUGGGCUCAUGAGAUUUAUGUUGUAAAUGUGAAAUGUAUAUAAUGUGUAUUUAAGUUGUUCUCGGGGGUGUGUUUUUUUUUUCUUCAGACUGUACAGUUCCAUAGUUUCCAAAAAACUGGGCUUCCUCUGAGGCCUUUUAGUGGGUGCUAAAAGUAUAUUAGAUUAAAUAUUCCAUCUUGAAUCUCCUUUGUUGGAGAGCUCACCAGAGAUAGAAGUAGAGUGAAAUUUUAAUCUCAACACUGAAGACCCAGUGCAGUCAUUUUCUGAAAUUACAGGUUGACUGCAGAUUGUUUUUCCAGUUCUGUAGUGCUAAUCAAUAACAGGUUUGUUUUCCAGAGUCACAUUUACAUAUCAGCCCAUUUGUACUGUUUACUGCUGCGCUAACUUCCCAGUGUUGUGUGUAGUCAUUAAUAAGAAGACCAGACAUUCGCAACAUACAUUUCCUUCUGUUUAUGUGAGAUUUUUAGAGGACUCCCACACUGAGGUGAACAGCUAUAGUAUGUUGUGUGUAUGUACCAUACAAUUAGUGAAUUCUUAUUAUUGAAAUGUUUUUAAAAAUGUCAGGAGAUGGUAUUUUUGGGGUAAGGAAUUUAGAUUUUAGAUCCACAUAACAGAACAAAAAAACUCUACAGCUUCUUUUUACCAAUUAUGCACUUGACUCCUGAAACAUAAGCCUUCUCCAUAUUAUCGACCCUCUCCAACCAUACAGACAACCAGCUGCCAGGAAUGAGAGACUCACUAUGCAUGCCGAUAUCUCCUGCGUGGAGUUUUUUUGUAUUCCCAACUGAAAGAGUACUUCUUAAUUUAGCCAGAGCCAUUUGCCUCUGUGCCAGUCGUCAUUCCAUUAUGUAAUGUUGCUUGAUGUUUAUCCAUCUUUUCCCAUCUGCCGUUCCCACUUUCCGAGAGUCAGAUUCCCCCCCCAAACUGAAUCUCUUCCCAUAUUCAAAAAAUAUAAUGUUUAUCUUGCAAAUGAGGCUUUUUCAGGAAGACUUGCUUUAACAAGACUCUCACACGGUAGCUCUGACUUCUCCUGUCUUCAGUCAGUCUGUCUUUCUGAGAACGCUGCGUAAGGUUGCAUGUGUGAGUUCAGUGUGCAUGUGUGGAGGUAUGAAUGAAUGUAUAUUUUGUAUUAUUUAAAUGUAUAUUAUUAUCAUGUGUCAACUGCCUCUGAGUUCUUGCCUGCCAAUAUUUGUGAUACAUGUUUACUGAAUGAGGUCUGUUGAGUGUGGAGGGACUCAUUAAACCCUGACAAAAGACA
Amphiprion ocellaris (clown anemonefish) is the source of this 3777-nucleotide messenger RNA. Its product is annotated as dynamin-1-like protein. NCBI's taxonomy places the organism in Eukaryota, Metazoa, Chordata, Actinopteri, Pomacentridae. The coding region runs from base 182 to 2203 and encodes 673 amino acids. Gene Ontology annotation, biological process: mitochondrial fission. Gene Ontology annotation, cellular component: mitochondrion; cytoplasm; microtubule. The record is from RefSeq and is a predicted model, not a curated record. The transcript has 18 exons. Gene Ontology annotation, molecular function: microtubule binding; GTP binding; GTPase activity.